Rhizoctonia solani is the source of this 270-nucleotide messenger RNA. Its product is annotated as ATP synthase E chain domain-containing protein. The coding region runs from base 1 to 270 and encodes 89 amino acids. Gene Ontology annotation, molecular function: proton transmembrane transporter activity. Gene Ontology annotation, biological process: proton motive force-driven ATP synthesis. The record is from RefSeq and is a predicted model, not a curated record. The transcript is spliced from 3 exons. NCBI's taxonomy places the organism in Eukaryota, Fungi, Basidiomycota, Agaricomycetes, Cantharellales, Ceratobasidiaceae.
AUGGCGAGUCCUGUUGUGAACGUGGUGCGAUACAGUGCACUUGGGGGCGGAAUCCUGUACGGAAUCUUCCACCGACGGACUCUCCAAACUCGACUUGACAACGAACGGGCACACGAGCAGGAGGUGAAACAUGAGCAUUUGAUCAAGCAGGCGAAAGAGGCAUGGCAGAGGAAGAAAGACUCCAGCUUGUCUAACCUGAUCACCGACCCCGAUGAUCCUCGAUUCGAUAUUGACAAGCUCAUUGCCAAGUACGAGUCCGAGUCCAAGUGA